Molecule: messenger RNA, 2245 nt
Organism: Limulus polyphemus (Atlantic horseshoe crab)
Lineage: Eukaryota; Metazoa; Arthropoda; Merostomata; Xiphosura; Limulidae
Product: transmembrane protein 45B-like
Exons: 3
Coding region: 608-1558 (316 amino acids)
Source: RefSeq, a predicted model, not a curated record
CAGCCGGUGAAGACAGAGCAAACGCAAGAUUUUAGUUGCCCAACGUUAUCAUCGAAGUAGGUAGAGAGAUUCAAGUGUAAAAAGGAAGCAUCAGAGUUUUAACUUGGUAAUAUUAAACUGAUGCAAAGGAUUUAUGGCUAGAAGAUCCCCACCAGGUGGCGUCCCCCGCUGGGUGGACCUGCUAUGAAAUGUGUUAGAACAACUUUUCCACGAGGCAAACCGCACCCAGAAAGUUCAUUUCAUCCAUACUUAUUGCCAAAUUAAAAUUCUGUAUUUUAUGUUUGAAGUUAUUAACCUCGAGAGGGAGGUUGAUCACGCUAGUAAACACCUUUACUGAAGUAUACAUAUAUAUAUAUAUAUUAUACUCUCUAUAAAAAUCGAGCAAGCCACAAACUAGAAGAAAGCCUGGUAUUGACUCCGAACAUAAUAUUGUAAUGUGAAAUAAUAACUUAAAAUAAUGUGGUAUAAUUUGAUUAAUAAAAUACACAUAAAUGUAUCAUUAGAAGGUUUUUAAGCAACACUUUAACAUUGCUUGAAAACUGGUUGAUUUAAUUGUUAACAUACUGAGUUAAGAUUUCUUCGCACGAUAUAGGAAACCUUAAACAGAAUGAAAAACAUAUCUGACUGCGUUUUUCUAGGUGCAUUUUUUAUCUCGUUUUCACUUUACUGGACGCUACAACAUGUAUUGCUUUUAGAAGCCCGACGACAGAGAGGAUUUCGGGUGCGACGGUGGAAGUUCGGCUACCGAGCGGAACUGAGAGACCAGCAAACUCCAUCUUCCUCAAGUAAAGCUCAGACUGAAACAAUGGAAUCCAAGGGAUGCAAUUUACGUGGUUUCUGUCUACAGCACCGUCGUUGGCUAUUGGAAGGCAUGCUAAAAAUUUCUUGCGCUGUUAUCGGCAUUGCAGGAGAAAUGUUUGCUGCCUUCCCGGAGGGAAAGUUCAGAAAGUUGGAAGACAUUCAGCAUGUUUCCAUGUACUGCAUGUUUGUGCUAUCUGGGAUUGUUGACAUUCUGUGUUACUCCAAUAUUAUUUUUCCAAAAGGAACCAGUAAUUUUGUGUUAGCCCUUGCGUUUGGUGUCGAGACUUUGAUGUUUUUAAACACGGAGACAAAAUCAUCUUUAGAGAAAGAAGUACAUUAUCUCAUGAUUUGUACAGUAAUACUCUGUGUUAUCUCUACUCUUGCAGAAAUGCGCUUCCCCACCCACAUUCCUUUGAAAUUUCUGCGGUCCUAUUUCACUUUGUUGCAAGGAUGCUGGUCAGUUCAAAUGGGAUUCUUACUCAAAAGUGCAUAUUCAUCUACUCCGUAUUUAUGUCAAUGGAUUUCCAGUACAAACAAACCUGAUAAGGUAUGCACCUGGGUGUCUUUGAUGUUUUCGUGGUACGUGGGCGGAACUUUCAUCAUAAUGUCCAUUUUUGCCGCUGUUAUUGUCCUUAUUAAACGUAAGAGCAGGUGUUGGCGUACCACAAGUACUUGGUGUAACGAGUGCUCAGAAGAAGUCGAAACACCCUCGAGGACCCCAGAUGAUUGGGAAGAAAGAGAACCUCUGCAUCCGUGACUAAUAAUGGAAAACAUACAUUUAUUUAAAGAACCGAAGAGAAUGAAAAAUAAAUGUAUUUCUUAUCCUUUUUUAAAGAACAUUCUAUAAUAUUAGUUUUAUUAACCUUCGGCUAGUUAGUUUUAACUGAAAUGUCAUCGUAGUUCUUAUAAUUGUUCUGAUUGUUUUGUGUCAUCUCUGGCUACGUAAUAUAUUUAUGUUUUUCAUAAUGAGUGAAAUUAGCAAAAGUAUUCGUAAUAAAACUCUACACUGUAUGAAAUGGUAAUAUGUUUAUUAUUUCAAAUUUAAGAAAUAUUCCCUAACCAUUCAAAGGUUGUUAGAUUUGUUUUCCCUCGUUCCUUUGUUUAUAUAAAGUUUUCCUACAAAAUUAUCAACUUGCUGUUACUGGAAACACUUUGGUCAUAUCGGUUCAUCCACCUGUUCUUGCAGCUACACUAGAAUGGUGUUGUGACAGCGUACCAGCUUAUAUUAGGUAACAAACCAAAUGAAGACUACAAUGAUUUAUUAUUUAACUUCUGAUUUAUAUCGAUCAGAGCUAGAAAAUAACCCAGUAUUUAAAAAGCUAAAUUAACAUGCCGUUAUUACUUAUAAUGAUUCAGUUGUAUUGAUACACUAGCUGGGUACCCUCGCUGUUAGUGAGGUUCAGUCAACUUAGAAGGUUUCUAACUCAAUCUGUUAAGCUAACAG